Nerophis ophidion (straightnose pipefish) is the source of this 2096-nucleotide messenger RNA. RefSeq names its product signal-transducing adaptor protein 2-like. The transcript has 8 exons. The coding region runs from base 780 to 1655 and encodes 291 amino acids. The record is from RefSeq and is a predicted model, not a curated record. Gene Ontology annotation, molecular function: signaling adaptor activity. Lineage: Eukaryota; Metazoa; Chordata; Actinopteri; Syngnathiformes; Syngnathidae.
CUGUUUUGUAGAAAUAGAGCAAUUCAAUUUUUACACGAAAAAAGGGUGAUAUAUUUGUGUGUGUGUGGGUGUGUUUUCUUUUUGUACUUUUUGUUUGUUGUGGGGUUUUUGGGAUGGAUCACGCCUGUCAGCUGUAACUCAUCACCUACAGGGCAUUUAAAACGUUGUUGAAGUUUUUGCAAGAGCUGGUGAAUCUUUUUGGCUCUUUUGCUUUAAGUGUAAGGGUGACUCUCUGCUGCUCUCCUCUCCUAGAACCUAAACCUCUCUACUGCCAGACCGAUGAUUUUUGUCAUUGUGUGGAGACGUCGAUCGACUUUACCCUACGCGGAUGUUUUCAAGAUGCGAUCAGCAUCUGCUUUGAACUGGAGCCAAUCCUUAUGCUUAUUGACUUGGGGCCACCAGACCGACUCUCUUCUGAUUUUUGUGUGGGUUUAGAGUUUGUGUCACAUGGACAUUUUGGGUACUGACUUCAGGCCUAGUUCCUCUCGGAGCUCAAAUUUUCAUUUCACAUGUAUCACAUCUUGGCCUGUGUAUUUAUAUAGCCCUUAAUCACAGGUGUCUCAAGGGGCUGCACAAGCCACAAUGACAUCCUCGGCUCAGAUCCCACAUCAGGGCAAGACAAAACUCAACCCAAUGGGAUACAAUGAGAGACCUUGGAGUGGACCGCAGAUGUGGUUAAAGGCAAUGGACAAAGAAAGACUGUACCGUGUACACGCCCUAUUGAACAAGAUCUACAAGACAGGGCACAUUCCAUCACAUAUAAACAAAUUCAGCUUUAUAUGUGUCAACGCAUUGCGGCGCACUUGCUGUGCGGAGUUGCCACCUCUUGGAUGCACACGACCAGUCUGGCAGGAGUGCAGCUUAUCUGGAGAAGUUUCACAAUGAACAAUCUACAGGUACGGAAUAUGAGGAAGCUGCCACACUACUACUACGAGGGAUACGUGGAGAAAAGGUCCUUUAAAAAUGAGCUGUCAGUGUCUUCCUCACUCAACCUGCUGCCUGGACAAAUGCUAAGGCUGAAAGAGGUGGUGGAAAAGGAAAUGAAAAGGCUAAAACAUGUACCUGUACCAGUUGACCCUGUUGUGGAAAUGCCAAACUGUUUCCACCCAGUGUCUCGCUUGGAGGCGGAGCUUCUUCUGGAGCAAGAAGCCAGCAAAGGAAACCUGCUGUUAAGGCCCAACAGUGACGGCCGUGCCUUUGCUAUUAGCACCAGAGAAGAACUUAACGGACCCAUAUACAAACACUAUCGCGUGAUCCGCAAACACGACGCCAGCUUCACCAUCGGUGUGAAACAUCCCGUCACCUGCGCUUCUCUACCUGACAUCUUCACGUACUUCAUGGACAUAGACACAGAAGGCAGUCUCACCCCUCUAUCCAGGGAGGAAAUCUAUCCGCAGAACAUCUCUUACGUUGACUCUGAUAAUGAAAGUGGAGAAAGACUAUUGCGGAGGUCUUCUGCUGGAAUACUCAAACCUAAUUUCUCAACCAAACCAGAACUCAAAGUGAAAGCUGAGGAGAAACCAAAGAAGCCUCCAGUUUCUAAACCUCGCAAAUAUCCCCCUCCUCCAAAGUUGUCAUCACCUAGUCAACACGUGAAAAAUAGACCUAGCUCAGGAACCACACGUGGGGUAUGGGUCACAGCCAGGAGUGGGUAGUAACGCGCUACAUUUACUCCGUUACAUCUACUUGAGUAACUUUUGGGAUAAAUUGUACUUCUAAGAGUUGUUUUUAUGCAACAUACGUUUACUUUUACUUGAGUAUAUUUAUAGAGAAGAAAUGCUACUUUUACGCCGCUCCAUUUAUCUACAUUCAGCUCGCUACUUGCUACUUUUUUUUAAUCGAUCUAUUAAUGUUUGUUUUGGUUUAUGACAGAGCUUCAAAGUAGAAUCCACGCAUGCCUGCAUUUCACCAAUCACAUGGUCACUGGUGACGUUGGACCAAUCAAACAGAGCCAGGCGGUCACAUGACCGUCACACGUAAACCCGAUUUAAGCAAGUUGAAAAAUGUAUUGGGGUGUUACCAUUUAGUGGUCAAUUGUACGGAAUAUGUACUGUACUGUGCAAUCUACUAAUAAAAGUUUCAAUCAAUCAAUCAAA